This is a messenger RNA of Salpingoeca rosetta, 1570 nucleotides long. RefSeq lists its product as uncharacterized. The coding region runs from base 73 to 1443 and encodes 456 amino acids. The record is from RefSeq and is a predicted model, not a curated record. Gene Ontology annotation, cellular component: nucleus. Gene Ontology annotation, biological process: DNA damage response. NCBI's taxonomy places the organism in Eukaryota, Choanoflagellata, Craspedida, Salpingoecidae. The transcript is spliced from 6 exons. Gene Ontology annotation, molecular function: polyubiquitin modification-dependent protein binding; metalloendopeptidase activity; single-stranded DNA binding.
CCCGCAGGACUUGUUUUUGUCGGCUGGCGAGCAGCGACACGCACAACGCACAACACGCACGGGACGGUGGUGAUGAGUGGACGACAACCGCGACCACCACCACCACGAGGGAGAAACGGUGGGAAGGAGGAGGGGAAGGAUGGAACAAAGGCAGGGUUAGUGCGGUUCCAGGCCUUGCCAGCGGGCAUGUCUGUGGUUGACCCGGCAUGGGAGACGAUUGACCCCACCCCAAACAUCCACGAGCUGUUUCUCAUGUUCAACAAGCUGUUCUUCUUCGGCGUGCUGGCGGGCAUUGAGGUGAAAUGGAGCAAGCGCAUGACGCUAUGCGCCGGCCUCUGCGUGUACGACGGGCAGCUCGUCUCCGUGCGCCUCUCCGAGCCGCUGUUGAAGCUGAGACCAAGGUCUGACCUCGUCAACACCUUGUUGCACGAAAUGAUACACGCCUUCCUGUUCCUGCGCGAGCGUAACCGCGACCACGACGCCCACGGCCCAAACUUUCUCUCUCACAUGAAGCGGAUCAACGAUGCGAGCGGCUCAAGCAUCACGGUGUAUCACAGCUUCCACGACGAGGUCGACAUGUAUCGCACGCACUGGUGGAAGUGCGAUGGCCCCUGUGCCCGCAAGCCGCCGUACUUUGGAUUGGUCAAGCGCGCAAUGAACCGCGCCCCAUCUCCGCGCGACCCGUGGUGGAGCCAGCACCAGCGCCAGUGCGGUGGAACAUACACAAAGGUCCGUGAGCCCGAGGGAUACGGCCAGAAGAAGAGGAAGAAGGCGAAGAAAGGCGACGAUGGCGACGACGGCGCGAAACGAAAGCGAGACACGAAUCAGCCGGCACUCGAUCGCUUCCUCAAGGCAAAACGAGAGCCCCAGUCGCAAUCGUCAUCGCAACAAUCGUCCUCAUCAAAAUCAGCAGCAACAACAACAGCAACAACAACAGCGACAACAACAACAACAACAGCAACAGCAGCAAUAUCUUCAUCCUCGUCCUCAUCAUCGUCACACGUGCUGACGAAAAGCGAAGAGGAAGUGCUGCUGGCCACGCUGUUUGGUGCGGACACCAGAGCACGCGCACACACCAGCGGUAGCACAACAACACCACCAGCCCCAACAACAACCGCACGAAUAUCAUCAACAACAACAUCAACAACAACAACUGCGGGUGCACAGGGUGCAGUGGGGUGGAGGAUAACAGAAGAGAUUAAGGAGGAAGAGGAGGACAGAAUAAUAGUAUUAGACGAUGACGACGAUGAUGGAGAGAGUAGUGGUUACAGUGCAAAUGCUGGUGAUCUCACACGAGACCACAUCAACGAUGGGCACAGCAUGCCGCAUGCAUCGACAUCAUCACCACCACCAGCAGCAACAGGGCGGGUUGUGUGCCCGGCGUGUGGUUGCGAGUGCACAGAGGCCACCAUCAAUGCACAUCUCGACACGUGCUUGGCAUGAAUCUUAUUGAAGAUGUGUGUGUGCGUGGGGGCGUAUUAAUUGUGUGUGUAAAUGUGUGCGUGUGUGUGUGUCGGUACACCUGACUUGCACAGCAAAGAUCACGGUUGUCAAUAUACUCUUUGCAAAC